This is a messenger RNA of Penaeus chinensis, 2962 nucleotides long. RefSeq lists its product as uncharacterized. Gene Ontology annotation, molecular function: glutamate-gated receptor activity. The record is from RefSeq and is a predicted model, not a curated record. The transcript is spliced from 17 exons. NCBI's taxonomy places the organism in Eukaryota, Metazoa, Arthropoda, Malacostraca, Decapoda, Penaeidae. Gene Ontology annotation, cellular component: membrane. Bases 31 to 2886 code for a protein of 951 amino acids.
CACGUCAAGGAUGGGAAUAACGCGGCGAUUAUGAUGACGUCCGGCAGUUGUCUGGACUUCUUCUGGGUUGCAACGAUUGCCAAGAGCAAGAAGAUGAGAAGGAAUCGGGACAAGGGGCGAGCGUGCCGCGCUUGUCUGCUUCUGCUUGCCUUCGGUCUUUGGCUGCCCGACUGUGCUGCGCGAACAGUGCUCGUCUUCGAGGACUGCCCCGACCUGACGACCGCUGCGAGAGCUGUGGCGAAUGCCUCCGACGCUCCUCUGGCGCCAAUCGCGUUUCCUUGCGGCGCCGCGGCCGUUCCGCCUCCGGUGCUGUCGCAGAUGAUCUCGCUGGCGAAGAGUGGCGACACAUUAUUCUUUGUCGCGCUAAUAACGGCCAACAUCAGCAUCCCGCCCGGGAGAUCUCUGUCGAUGAAUGGAUAUCCAGAGAUCUCCAGUCGGAUUAUUCACGUGCCGCCGAUGAUGCCGAGGAACAACCAAUCGCUGAAGGAAUUCUGCGGCCGCUUGCUCGACCCGGUGGCUCGCGGCCUUAGCCUGGCCUCGUCGUGGAUGUUGUAUCACGCCUGGACUCAGGUGGCGGUUCUCUACGACCAGACGCUGCUGACUCGCUCCAGCUGGCCGGCAGUGAGGAAAUUCAUAGAGUUCACACACCGGCUUGGGGCCAGACUGUCCUUCAAUAAAAUCCCAGAAAUGCCCCCGGCGGUGCCAGGGACCACGAGCGACGAAGGCAGCGAGUUGGCGGCGUUCCUGCGAGACGUCCUGCGGCGCUGGGAAGAGCGGGACGCCCGUCGCAUCGUGGUUUUCGCGAAGGGCGGGACACUCAGACGCCUGCUGCGGGAGAUCUCUGAAUUGGAUCGCUUGAACACCGAGAGUGACUGUGAUUGGCUGGUUUUCACUUCUGUGCGUGAUGAUGUCUCGCAUGCCCUGCAACCAGCUCCUGGCCACCGAGUGUUUUUUGCUGAUAUUUCUCUUGAUGUGGACUUUCUCCAGGUCGGUUUAAUGGCCGUGAGACUCGCCGAGGACUUGUCUCGCUCUAACGCCACGUGUUCGAGCAGCCGCAAGGCACGAGUGCGGUUGCCGGCGACGGUGUACGGCAAGAGUCCGGACUACGGCCGCCUCGCCCCCGCCAUCGUGGACUCUCUCGUCCAGCCGAGACUCGUCCCGCUUUACACAUGGGCACCUUCCCCGCAGGCCGGCGUCGGGGCGAUGAAACCACUGUCGGCCUAUGAGCUCUACCAGCUUCAUGGAGCUCACUUGCUGGUUGCCACGUUGAGGAGCGCGCCCUUCAUCAAGCCGCAACGACAACGGGAGUCGAGGAGCGAAGGCACGGCAUCGCGGAGGGAGCCGACUGCUACUCACGUGGGUGGAGGAGGCGGAAGGCGACAGGGCAGCCAGCGCCGACCGGGACAUCCUCCGCCCCACAUAACCUGCCCUCAGCCAGGAGGCUUCCACGGAUUCCUGGUGGACUUAAUCGACUUACUCAGCAACGAGAUGAAUUUCACGUACACCCUGUACGAGGUGUGCGACAACAGCUACGGGUCAAGGAAGGGCGCGAACUGGACGGGCGUCGUGGGCGAGGUGAUCAACGGCGACGCCCACAUUGGCCUCGGAAACCUCGGCGCCAAUUACGCCCGCAGCUUGGCCGUGUCCUUCCCCUCUGUGUCCACCAGCUACGGCGGGGCAGGCAUCAUCUACAGGAGGCCCCAGGGUCUGAGGGACGACCUUCUCGCCGUUUUCCUUCUUCCUUUCUCAAAGAAGGUGUGGUUCUGCAUCGUCGCCUCCCUGCCCGUGGUCGCCUUCGCCAUCCAGCUUGCUACGCGGCCUCUCUCGCGCCUUCGCCGGUGUCUCCCUGCGAGGCACAGGCCUACGUCGCGAGGCCGAAUGACGGAGCUAGGGCAGUCUGCCAGUCUUCGGCCACGACGGGGCACGACUAAGGACAAGGACAAAUAUAAGAUCCAUUCGGGAGCCAAGACUCCGGCGAGGGACGCAGACGGAGGACGGAGCCGCGAGGACCCCGACGGCGACGACCUGUCCCUCUCCUUCUUCAGCGGCGUCUGGUUCGCGGCCACGGUCUACAUGCAGCAAGGUCAGGAGCUGGUGCCCGAGAGGCUGCCGGCGAGGAUGGUGUUCGGCGCCAUGUGGGUGGCGUCCGUCGUCCUGUACGCGGCCUACACGUCCAAUCUGGUCUCCUACUUCACUGUUACCAAGAUUUCUCUCCCGAUCAACAAUCUGGAGCAGCUGGUGGAGAGUGAAUACAUGUUCGGUACCCGAGCCGGGUCUGUUUACCUGGACAACUUCAAGGUGUCGAGCAACCCUGUCUACAGUGCAGCUUAUUCAAAAAUCGAUUCCUUCGGAGGCAGCGUCCUCAUGUCAACCUACGAAGAGGCCAUCACAAGAGCGCUUCAGGGGUCCUACGCCUUCAUUGGAGAUUACGUCGUUCUGGACUACUAUCAAAAGAAAGACUGUAAUCUAGUUUUGCUGAAACAGCAGUUAUUUGAGUCGAAGAGUUCCUUUAUAUUAGCCCGCAAUUCUCCGCUUCUUCCUGCUGUUAAUCACUACAUGACGGUCAUGACAGAGAGCGGCAUCAAGGAAAAGCUUCGUCAGAAGUGGUGGCGCUCCGAGCCGUGUGCGGCGGAGACUCCUCUCACGGCCUACAACAGCAUCGGCCUUUGGGAGGUGUGCUCGGCCGUGCUCAUCAUGGCUGUGGGCUUGGUGCUGGCGGUCGUGGUGUGCUGCUGCGAGAGCGUCCAUCCGCGGCUCACGUCCCCUGCCUCGGCCCGGGCCUCGCUCCCAGGCGCCGCGCCGCUGAGACUGGCGCAGCCUCUCGGGCCCGGCGGGAUGACGCGGCGCUGGGGAAAGUUGCGUUCACUCUUACACACAGAUAUGUGAACGAAUGGAAAAAUGAAUAAACACACACACACAUACAUACAUACAUACAUACAUACAUACAUACAUACAUACAUAC